Messenger RNA from Rubroshorea leprosula, 643 nucleotides. NCBI's taxonomy places the organism in Eukaryota, Viridiplantae, Streptophyta, Magnoliopsida, Malvales, Dipterocarpaceae. The record is from the annotation of a GenBank genome assembly.
GCGUUGUAAGAAGUGCAGUAAAUGGAGCCCUCGGAAAAAUGGUUUUGUUUGUAUCUGACGGCAAAAGUAACUUUCUUUAGGCUAUAGCUGUCGAAGAAAGACUAGAUAAAUGGGCAAGGAAUCUUUUGACCCUUAUGUUUUAUAAUUUUAGACCUAGCGGAGGAAGAACAGGAGGAGCUGCCCAAGAGGCCAGCAUUGGCAUUCUAGAUGCCUGGUUUUCUUGACUUUUGUGAGCACUCUGAUAUCUCACCUUUGGAUAUGGAGAUGGGUCCCUCUCAGUUUUGCACUUGCAAUUUUCUAAAGAAUGAUCUUGUGUCUUGUUGUGAAAGAGAGCGGAGCUGCGGAAGUUGAUUCAGGGACACGAUAGUUACAUAAAGGGAAAAAAAAAAAAAAUGAAGUUGGUAAUUAUGGUCUACAUAACUGCAAUAUUAUUAGAAUUCCUUGUCUUGAAUGUACCUACCUUUUGAGUCUACAAGAAAGCAAUAAAUCUGGUGGGUUCGAUUUGGGAAGACCAAUUUGGUAGGAAUUGAGUCACAUUAGAGUAGUUUAUUACGGGGAUUGAAUUUAAGGACCCACUUGCAUAAGAAGAGAAGCAAAGAUCCAAUUGAGUAUUUCCUGUGUUAAGGGGGUACUUAAAUUCAAA